AUGGGAAAUGAAAUUACCAAACUCCAGCAACAACAAAAACGCCUUCGACAACAAAAAUCAGCCAAUCAGUUUAUCUAUGAAACAUCGGAAGUUGAUCAGGAUUUUGUCUUAGUCGAUCCGUUAUUUGUCAAGAUUGAAGAACCAUCAUCCUCGAGAAAGAAUUCGGUUAAAAGUACAACAAGUACGAAUAGUCUUCUUGGAACUUUAAGUACUACUGCUAGUACUAACAACAACGGAAGAAGUGGAUCCAUCAUCGGAGCAAAACCAAAGAUCUCUGCAUUGGAACAAAAACAACAUUAUCAAGAAUUAUUCUCUAGAAAUAGACAUGACUGUUUAUUGUGCCAAUUAGAUGGAGAUGUGUUGUUCCAUAUCAUUUCUUUUAUAUUUACACCUGCAGCAAGCGGAGGUGAUCAUUGUAGAGGAUUUAUAAAAGAACAACAACGUGUAGUGCACAAAACGCAAAAAGAGAAAAAUCAUGAAGAAACAUCUGUUGAAAAGUGUGACGAUGAUGUUAGUACUAUAGAUUCAGAGGAGGAAGAUGAUGACAGAGAAUAUUCGAUACUACGACAAGCAUUCGACUUGCAUCUUGUUUGUCAAUAUUUAUAUAUCACUCUCUGGGAAAAUAUUCACAAUUCAGAAAUAUUAUGGAAAUAUAUCUUUGAAAUAAUUGUUCCACAUGAUCAUCCGUUCUACACAUUCACGACAUCACCACCACAAAUUUCUGAAUAUUUGGAUAAAAAUUCAAAAGUGUUACGAGCAUGUAAAUAUGCAGAAAAGAUGCAUAAAAGCUUCAAAGAAAAAUGUAGAUUAUUUACUAAUUAUAAUUGGAUGACCAUCAACAGAUGCUGCAAGCUUAUUGGUGAAUCUAGCAACAGCUCAUUUUGUUUUAUGGCCAAUGAUGGAGAAUUAUUGGAAGCGUCAUUAAUGAAAGUCGUAAUUUUAGGACCUAGAUCUUGUGGAAAGACUUCUUUACAAACAAGGUAUUUUAAUCCAAGCUUUUUCGAAGAAGGUUUCGGUCAGAAUAAGCAUAACACUUGUUCUCCAACGGCAUCAUUCGAUUUUUCAUCUCAUCUCAUACGAGUAUUAUACAAUAGGACUGAUUUGAGAAAAUCUCAAUGUAACAAAUGCACCUAUGGAAUGCAAGUUUGGGAUUGUGCUGCUCUUAAAGAGGAAACGGAUGAAAUAUGUUCGAGCGUGUUCAAAGAUAUGGAUGCUUUAAUGCUCUGUUAUGCCAUUGAUGACUAUACGGGGUUUAAAGAAGUCAAAGAUCUCUACUUACCAAUGGCAAUUAACUAUUUGCAUGGAAAAUCGUUCGAAAAUAUUCCUAAAAUUCUCACAGGAUUGAAAUGUGACAAGGAAAGUGAAAGACAAGUCAGCAAACAAGAAGCUGUGGAAUUUGCUCAAAUGAAUGACAUGCCAUUUGUUGAAGCGAGCGCCAAAGAUUGUAUCAAUCAUCGACUCCCUUUUCAAUACUUGUUGUAUUGCGGCAGAGAAGAUGAAACUAAUAUUCACUUUUCAGAUGAAUUACUAGAGUUGAAAAAGAGAGAAGCUAACGAAAUAUUCAUGCUCAAUUUUUUCCUUAAUCAAGACCAUACACCUCAUCUGAAAGGUAAUGAAUUGUAA
This is a messenger RNA of Naegleria lovaniensis, 1623 nucleotides long. RefSeq lists its product as uncharacterized. Gene Ontology annotation, molecular function: GTP binding; GTPase activity. The coding region runs from base 1 to 1623 and encodes 540 amino acids. The transcript has a single exon. The record is from RefSeq and is a predicted model, not a curated record. NCBI's taxonomy places the organism in Eukaryota, Heterolobosea, Eutetramitea, Acrasida, Naegleriidae.